Molecule: messenger RNA, 846 nt
Organism: Parastagonospora nodorum SN15
Lineage: Eukaryota; Fungi; Ascomycota; Dothideomycetes; Pleosporales; Phaeosphaeriaceae
Exons: 5
Coding region: 1-846 (281 amino acids)
Molecular function (GO): methyltransferase activity
Source: RefSeq, a predicted model, not a curated record
AUGUCGACGCAUGGUCCCGCGCCCGUCCCCGCCCAAAACAGCAACUUCUUAGAAAAUGGCCGCGUCUACCACGGCUUCCGGAGAGGCCUCUACAUGUACCCGUGCGAUGAGCCCGAAAAGGACCGCAUGGAUAUCUAUCACAAACUCUUCACAGUCGCACGACGCGACCAGCUGCACCAGGCGCCUGUUCAGACCUCUCCACAUGGGGAGCCCCCCCGCAUCCUCGACAUUGGCUGUGGCACGGGCAUCUGGGCAAUUGACAUGGCCGAGAUCCCUCCGAACCUGCGAUUUCGUGUACCACGCGACUACAUGUCCCCGUGGAACUUUGGCGAGGACUCCUGGGAUCUGAUCCACCUGCGCAUGGCCUGCGGCAGCGUCUCGAGCUGGCCAGAAAUGUACCAAAAAGUCUUCUCUCACCUCAAGCCCGGCACCGGCUGGAUCGAGCACGUCGAAAUCGACAUGGAACCGCGCUGCGACGACGGCACUCUACCCCCCGAUUGCAUGUUGAAGAAGUGGUACAACUAUCUCGCAGACGCCACCGCCCGCGUCACACAGCCGAUUGCAUAUGAACACCGCACCCGCCAGCUGCUGCAGUCGGCUGGCUUCAUAGACAUUCAGGAGAUGGUAAUUCGCGUUCCUUACAAUUCGUGGCCCAAUGACCCGCACCAAAAGGACAUUGGAAGGUGGUACAACCUAUGCAUCACAGAAGGCCUGGACGCACUAAGUUUUGCGCCCCUCACCAGAGUCUACCAUUGGGACCUGAACCAACACGUCAAACCAAUGCUCGAACAAGUUCCGACGGGGAGAUAUGUAACCGCCAAAAUUCAUGCGUACAACAACAUGUAA